AUGAUGAAGGGGCGGAUGCCAGACAAGAACUCGAGGGCCGAGAUCGACAAGGUUUUCGCGCUCUUCGACGAGGACGAGACAGGCAAGAUCUCCUUCCGCAACCUGAAGCGCAUCGCGCAGGAGCUGGGAGAGAGCCUCACCGACGAGGAGAUGCAGGAGAUGAUCGAGGAGGCUGACCGCGACGGCGACGGCCUCAUCAGCCCCGACGAAUUCUACCGCGUGAUGCGCAAGCGGGGGGGCAACCCGUUGGACGACUGGGAUAGCGACGACGACUGA
This is a messenger RNA of Prorocentrum cordatum, 276 nucleotides long. NCBI's taxonomy places the organism in Eukaryota, Dinophyceae, Prorocentrales, Prorocentraceae. The record is from the annotation of a GenBank genome assembly.